Rubroshorea leprosula is the source of this 1756-nucleotide messenger RNA. NCBI's taxonomy places the organism in Eukaryota, Viridiplantae, Streptophyta, Magnoliopsida, Malvales, Dipterocarpaceae. The record is from the annotation of a GenBank genome assembly.
CUUCUUCUUCGAUCACUACACAACCGUCACUCUACACUCUUCCAAACUCUUUCUCAGACAUAGCCAUGGCGGAUUCAAAGUCUCCGUCAGCAGCAGCGAAGCAUCAUUCACUGACAAAAGCAGAGGCCAAGGCAAUCUCUUCACUGUUCACCACACGGGGAACGAUGGUGUUUGCCUAUGGCGUCACAUUUGCUUUUGUUGCUUGUACGGCUUUCUUGGUGCUAAAUCCAUCUUCCAAUUCCUCUCCUUGGAUAAAAAACUUCCUCAAGUCGUCGUCUUCCAGCUCCCGGUUUUCCUCUCUUUUCUCUUCUUUUGUUUCUAAUUUUUCCCAAACCGAUGGCAACCCACUUCCUUUCACUUACCCACCGGCCGGCCCUUUUUGGGUUUCUUGGGAAAGCAGUGGAUUUGGUGACAAAAAUGGGUCUUUGUCCGGUGAUGGAGAAAGUCGAGUGUCGGAGGAUGUUCGGGCAUUCAAUCAAACGGGUACUUUACUCUUCACUCCGACUGUUUCUUUCUCUCAAGAAUCUAAUGGCACAUCAAAAGGUUUAGUAAUUCAAUUUUCCAGUAGCCCAUCAAAGAAUGAGAGUUGGGAUGCUAAUGUAACAAGAGAUCCAGGUGGUUCUCAGUCUUUCUCAGAUAAUGCUGGUGAUUACCGAUUGGCUUUAAAAGGAGAAGAUGGAAAGGAAUCAAAGGAUGUGUUGGAUUUGGAAAUGAAUGUUACAGGGGAAGGGGUUUUAGGUAAGGGGCGAGAGUCUAGCAAUGUGACACUGGAAUCAAAUGAAAUGGAUGGAUUUGGAAGUGUUGAUGACAUUUUUAGUAAGCAUAGAAAUGGAGAUCUUAAGCAUAUAGACUUAAUGAACCAUUGUAACAUAUUUGAUGGGAAGUGGAUGAGAGAUGAUUCUUGUCCAAUUUAUGCACCAGGGUCUUGUCCUCAUAUUGAUGAGCCUUUCAAUUGUUAUCUUAAUGGUAGACCUGACCGAGGCUAUGAGAAGUAUAGAUGGCAACCCAAAGAUUGCAAUAUACCAAGGUUGAAUGGUAGGCAUAUGCUGGAAUUGUUGAGAGGAAAGCGUGUAGUUUUUGUUGGUGAUUCUCUAAACAGAAAUAUGUGGGAGUCUCUUGUGUGCAUCCUUCAUAGCUCAGUGGGAGACAAAAGUAGAGUUUUUGAAGCCUCUGGCAGAAAUGAAUUUCGAACAGAUGGCUCUUAUUCUUUCAAGUUUGAAGAUUACAACUGUUCAGUGGAGUACUUUUGAUCACCAUUUCUGGUUCAAGAAGGUGAAAUGUCUGGAAAAAAUGGAUUGAUGAAGGAAACUCUUCACCUUGAUAUGAUUGAGAAAUCAUCUGAUAAGUACAAAAGUGCUGAUAUUCUCAUCUUCAACACAGGGCACUGGUGGACUCAUGAGAAAACUUCGAAAGGGAAAGGUUACUAUCAAGAGGGUAGCAUAAUUUAUGAUCAAUUGAAUGUCAAAGUGGCAUUUCGGAAAGCUUUGACCACAUGGGCAAGAUGGAUAGAUGCUAAUAUAGAUCCUAUGAAGACCCUUGUUUUCUUCAGGGGAUAUUCUGCUUCCCACUUUAGGGGUGGAAGAUGGAAUUCUGGAGGUCAAUGCCACAGUGAGACUGAACCUUCAGAGAAUGAGAUAUACUCAAAAAAGUAUUCAUCAAAAAUGAGAAUUUUAGAAUCAGUAAUCAAUGGGAUGAAUACAUCCGUGCUUUAUCUGAAUAUUACCAGAAUGACUGGUUUCCGGAAGGAUGCUCACCC